This is a messenger RNA of Pleuronectes platessa (European plaice), 3610 nucleotides long. Its product is annotated as FERM, ARHGEF and pleckstrin domain-containing protein 1. Gene Ontology annotation, molecular function: cytoskeletal protein binding; guanyl-nucleotide exchange factor activity. The coding region runs from base 502 to 3603 and encodes 1033 amino acids. Lineage: Eukaryota; Metazoa; Chordata; Actinopteri; Pleuronectiformes; Pleuronectidae. The transcript is spliced from 28 exons. The record is from RefSeq and is a predicted model, not a curated record. Gene Ontology annotation, cellular component: cytoskeleton.
CGGGAGUGGAUCCGCCGCUCGCCUCACUCUAAUCCCGUCUCUCUGCACGGCUCACACGCUCAGUCGUCCGCCAUGGCGACCGCAGAAAGCCUCCUCCUCCUCCUCCUCUCCUGCACCAUCUGAAAAACUCCUCCGGGAUCCUUCAUUCCUCCUCUUCUCCUCUCUGGACGUGGAUGUGACUUCUUCCCGCAGCUCGGACGCACAAACGCGUGGAUAUAAAAAGAAGAGGAAGAAAAAAAGCCGCAUUUCAGGAGAAGAGUGUUGAAGAUCGCGCAGCCGAGUCCUCCUCUCUCUCGCCCCUGCUCGUGUGCUCCUGAAGGGGAAGUGAUUCAACUUGUUUGAGGAGAUUAGGGAUAAGUCCCGGGAGUAUCUUUGCCCUGUUGUUUCUUGUGAUCCUGUGGAUUUCGAAGGAGGGGGAAACAACUAUCACCCAGUGUGUGUGUGGAGACAUCUACAUUGUGCACUUCUCUGCAGGCCGGGCAGUGAGCAGUGCAGUGUACCAUGGUGGAGCCUGACCCGGAACAAAUGGCGUCUGGAGCCGGGCAGCGUCUCGGAGCCCCAGAGACCCUUGGCAUCAGCACGUUGGACCCCGGGCACAGACCUCCGGCCAUGCCCGCCGGACGACAUGUUACCAUCAGGGUCCGUAUGCUGGACGACACAGAGGAGCUCUUUGACAUCUCGCAAAAAGCCUCGGGCAAAGUGCUGUUUGACCUGGUGUGUUCCCACAUGAACCUCAUCGAGGGCGACUACUUUGGCUUGGAGUUUCAGAACCAUCAAAAGAUGAUGGUUUGGUUGGAUCAUAUCAAGCCCAUUAUCAAGCAGCUCAGACGACCGAAGCACACGAUCCUGAGGUUUGCCGUGAAGUUCUUCCCUCCAGACCACGCACAGCUACUGGAGGAGUUGACAAGGUACCUGUUUGCCCUCCAGAUCAAACAGGACCUUUCCUCUGGACGUCUGACCUGCAACGACAGCAGCGCGGCACUGAUCGUCUCCCACAUUAUCCAGUCUGAGAUUGGGGACUUCGAGGAGAGUCAGUGCCGGUCGCACCUCCUCAACAACAACUACAUCCCAGAUCAAAUGCCCCUGAUCGACAAGAUCAUGGAGUUUCACUCAAAGAAUAUAGGUCACACACCUUCAGAAUCAGAUUAUCAGUUACUAGAAGUUGCGCGUCGGCUGGAGAUGUACGGGAUCCGCCUUCACCCUGCCAAGGAUCGUGAGGGCUCGGGUUUAGGCUUGUCUGUGGGGCACACCGGCGUCCUGGUCAUUCAGGGACACACGAGGAUCAACGCCUUCAACUGGUCUAAAGUCCGUAAACUGAGCUUCAAGAGGAAACGUUUCCUCAUCAAGCUGAGGCCAGAUUUAAAUAGUUCGUACCAGGACACUCUGGAGUUCCUGAUGGCGAGCAGAGACUGUUGUAAAGUCUUCUGGAAGAUCUGUGUCGAGUACCACGCCUUCUUCCGCCUCUUUGAGGAACCGAAGGCCAAACCCAAGCCUGUGCUCUUCACACGAGGCUCCUCCUUCAGAUUCAGCGGUCGCACACAGAAGCAGGUGAUUGAUCAUGUGAGGGAGUCCGAGUUUAAAAAGAUCCCAUUUGAAAGGAAACACAGUCGGGUCCAACACAACAGCCGCCUGUCGCCGCUGCCUUCUCCGCGUCACCAUGAAGUGCCAACAGAAAGGGGUCCUCCUCCCAUGGACAGAGUCGAACCUCCUCCUCAGCGUCACUGGAAAGAGUCGGUGUUGGUUAGCGCAGAAGACGCCUCACGCCCCACCAAGCCGAGCCCCUCCCACCAGACAAACGGCCACGAGGACAGAACGGGGUCGGUGUCCAGGACGGAGGAGACGAGAGGCUCGAUGCGACAGAUCCACCAAGAACCUCUGAGUACAGGGAUUGCUCCCCACCUGUCUGCGUCCUCCGCUCACUCCCACGGCAUGGUCAACGGUCAGAAGUCCCUGGAGCUGUGCGGCCACAGUCCCGACGACCGGCUGCCCUCCCCACUCACCAGUCCGCUGCUCAACGACGCCUGCAGCGUUCGCACCGACGACGAAGACGAGGUUCGGAGGAAGAGGUUUCCAACAGAUCGGGCCUAUUUCAUCGCCAAGGAGCUGCUGACCACAGAGCGAACAUAUCUGAAGGACCUGGAGGUGAUAACUGUGUCUUUUCAGAGUGCAGUGGGUGAAGACGAGGCGACUCCCGACUCUUUGAAGAGCACCGUCCACUCCACCUUCGAGCCUCUGCACAAGUUUCACGCAGGUUUUCUCAAGGAGGUGGAGCAGCGGCUGGCGAUGUGGGAAGGACGCUCCAACGCUCACAUCAAAGGAGACUAUCAGCGCAUUGGAGACGUUAUGUUGAAGAAUCUGCAAGGUUUGAAGCCGCUGACGGCAAACCUGCACAAGCAGUCCGAAGUCCUGUUGGAGCUGGAGAAGGCCAGCAGGGCGUCUCGCAAGUUAGAGGGUCUCUGCAGGGACUUUGAGCUGCAGAAGGUCUGCUACGUCCCCCUGAACGUCUUCAUCCUGCGCCCGCUGCAUCGCCUCGUUCACUACAAGCAGAUCCUGGAGCGCCUGUGCAAACACUACACCGCUACUCACGUGGACUUCAGGGACUGCAGAGCUGCUCUUGCUGAUGUGUCUGAGGUGGUGGAGCUGCUCCAGGGAAGUUUAAUCAAGAUGGAGAACUUCCAGAAGCUUCUGGAGUUGAAGAAGGAUUUGAUUGGCAUUGACAAUCUUGUUGUUCCUGGUCGGGAGUUCAUCAGGUUAGGCUGCCUCAGCAAACUGUCUGGAAAAGGCCUACAGCAACGGAUGUUCUUCCUGUUCAACGAUGUCAUCUUGUACACGAGUCGGGGGAUGACGACGACCAAUCAGUUCAAAGUGCACGGACAGCUGCCGCUACACGGCAUGAAGGUCAGGGAGAGUGAAGACGAGUGGGGCGUUCCUCACGCCUUCACGCUGGUUGGAGAGCGACUGUCGGUGGUGGUGGCCGCAAGUUCAGUGAAGGAGAUGGAGAAGUGGAUGGACGACAUAAAGACGGCGAUAGAAAUGGCACAAAACAGCAACGGGACGUCAUCUGACCUGGUGACCUGCAAUCUGACCGACAACAAAUGCCCUGAGGACUCCCCGGCGGAGGUGGAGUCCGAGGACGACAUGGCCGCCCUGCCGCACGCCGCGCCGGAGAGGCCCACCCCUCACCGUGGUAACACCAUGGUGCACGUGUGCUGGCACAGGAACACCAGUGUGUCCAUGGUGGACUUUAGCAUAGCUGUGGAGAAUCAACUGUCGGGAAAUUUACUGAGGAAGUUCAAGAACAGCAACGGCUGGCAGAAGCUCUGGGUGGUCUUCACCAACUUCAGCCUGUUUUUCUACAAAUCUCACCAGGAUGAUUAUCCACUGGCCAGCCUUCCUCUGCUGGGCUACUCUGUCACCGUCCCCUCAGACACUGAAAACAUUCACAAGGACUACGUCUUCAAACUGCAGUUCAAGUCCCACGUGUAUUACUUCCGAACGGAGAGUGAAUAUACUUUUGACAGGUGGAUGGAGGUCAUCCGCAGCGCCACGGUCCCCUCCAGCCGCGCUCGCUUCCUGAACAACAAGGAGUCUCACCUUCACUGAGUCUCCU